CGAUCACACGGUGUAAAAUUCUGCACAUUUUUCUUUUUUAAGAGAUCACGACAGCGAUACAAGCGAAUCCAUCAGAACGCCUCCACAGAAGUUUUCAGAGAACACGAAACUGCGGUUCUCGUAGAUAAUCACCUUACCAAAUUUGACAUGCACGUAAUGCUCCCAGAUGUAUGCACCUCAGGAGGAGGACUGAUGAGGUCUGCGUCCUGAAGACGGCAGUGCACAUUUUACGCACGGUGUACACACCAGCGGCCAGAUGAGGGAGACAUACGGCUUCGGGACAUGUCGAAGUAUCCCGAGUAAUUUUUUUUAUAACAUUUCAUUACCUCUCUCUUUAACUGGAAAUACUACAGUGGCAAGCGCACAGCCGCCUUCGUCUAGCGAGCGCGUUAAAAGGUUAAAAGGUUGUUGUUUUUCAAGAGAGGAAGCGGAGGUUCAAGGGGAAAUCUGGGUCCGACUGUGCGCACUGGGCGUCAGUGAUAAAGCGUGUGAAGCGUACAGUCCGUCAGUCAGCAGUCAGUCAUCCACUUCAACAUCACUCUCCGCUGAACUCCAGCUGUCACCUCGUGUCCUCCGCGCCCGCGCGAGCUGACAUCGGACAGAGUGGCACAGCUACUUUCAAAGCCACCCUCACCCUCUGCCCCCCUCCUCCGCCUUCUUCCUCCUCUUUCCAAAUGCUCUCCUUUGAAGCGAUGAUGCCCCAUCUGUCAUAUGUGAGCAAAAGAGACCAUGCUCUGCUCUUCUCAAUUACUGAAUUCUCCUCAUGCCAGCUCCGGUGGGACAGGAGGAGGAGCAGAUCUGAGCUGUGACAAAGAGACAUUUGAUCUGAACAGCGUGAAUCAACAUCCUGUUUCGACUGAAUAAGUGCAAACUGUAAGCAUACAGUUAACUGAUAACCUUCGGACUGUUUCACAUAGACACCCCUGACGACCAUACUAUAACAUCAGCCAGUCUCUGAAAGGACAGCUUCAUUACCCUGUCCACCCAUCCAAUUAGGAGCCAGAUGGCGCUUUUGGCCAAUCAAAUAAUGGAUGCAAGGAUACUCAGCAGUAUGAAUGGGAGAGCAGAGCUUUCCCAGUUCUUGAGAGUCACCAAUCAAAGCAUCGUUUCCCAGGUAAAUUCCACCCAGGAUGACAGCCGCAAGAACAGGAAGUAUCCCUGCCCAUUGUGUGGAAAGCGUUUUCGCUUCAACAGCAUCCUUUCUCUUCACAUGCGCACACACACUGGUGAGAAGCCUUUCAAGUGCCCAUACUGUGACCACAGGGCCGCACAGAAAGGCAACCUGAAGAUACACCUCCGUACUCACAAGCAAGGCAUUCUGGGCAAAGGCCGUGGGCGAAUUAGGGAGGAGAAUAGGUUGCUUCAUGAGCUUGAGGAAAGGGCAAUACUAAGGGACAGACAGACGCGAGCUGGUCAUGUUACACAACAGCAAACAUCUAAUAUAAACCAUCUUCGAAAGCCUCAACUGUCACAGACUGUCCCGACACACCCCCUAUUCUUAACUAACUCUGGCGCUGCAGAGGGCCAGCCACAUACAUCCACAUCUCCUAAGGUGACUCCUAUCCCUGACGAUCCCAUCCAGCUCCAACCUACCGGCUUCCGCUGCUCAUUCUGUAAGGGAAAGUUCAGGAAGCAGCAGGAGCUUGAGCGUCACAUCAGGAUCCUACAUAAACCCUACAAAUGCACCUUGUGCGAGUUUGCUGCCUCACAAGAGGAGGAGCUCAUUAGCCAUGUUGAAACAACACAUAUAACUGCUGAUUCGGGCUCAGGGCAGAAACCUGCAAUGGGGGUCGGUGACAAAAGAAAGCCUGCUGGUGAAUUCCCCUGUGAGGUGUGUGGCCAGACUUUCAGCCAGGCCUGGUUCCUGAAGGGUCACAUGAGGAAACACAAGGACUCUUUUGAGCACUGCUGUCAAAUCUGUGGCCGCCGAUUCAAAGAACCAUGGUUUCUCAAGAACCACAUGAAGGUCCACCUCAAUAAGCUGGCUGCUAAGCGUAAUCUCCCGGGUGAUCAUGACACCUCUGAUAACAUGAGUAGCUUAGCACAAGACCAUCAGAGCAACUUCUACUCGCAGUACAUCUCCCACAUUCACAACAGCUUCCUCACAGCCGAGAGAGCUGACCAUCAAGAUUAUAACCAGAUACUUGCCACAGCAGGCAUUGACAUGAAGGUUCGGGAGAUGUUAGGGAGGAUGAUUUCCUCGGGUCCAGGCCCUUUGACAGAUGCAGAAAGCUCUUCUUUGUUGGGUUUAAAUCAUCUCCACCCUCCGCUGACCUCCACUGGCAUGGAAUAUCUGCAGAAAGUCAUCUCAAGCAGAGAUAGACUCAACAGCAGCAACAGCAGAAGUGGCUACCCAGGCUGGCAGAUCAUGAACCCAGGACUGCCUGCUGAACAGCAAAUGCUCAAUCCUAAAGACCAGCAGCAGUGCUCCUCCUACCUGCCUGAGAGAUGCCUCCCUCUGGAUGAUGGAAAAGUGCGUCUCGGUGAUGCAGACAUCAAGGCCAUCAGCAGACCAGGUAGCCCAGGCAGCAUGAGUCAUAAAGGCCCAACAGAGAUCAUCACAGAGAUGGGGAGCUCCCACUCUGGCAGUGGCCUUGACCCCCGACCUCAGUCUUCUUCUCCAGCUACAGGUGAGAAAGUCUACAGGUGUCCACUCUCCAGUGACUACAGUGCUGCACAGACGACCUCCCUCGGCUUCCAUCUGGAUCGCUACCACUUCCCCCAGUGGCAAAACAACAGGGAUCUUUCUUCUCCACUGCAGCCCACUAGCAGCAGCUCCAGCUCCAGCCCCAACCCCAAGCUCAGACCUCGAUCCAGGGAAGACUGGAGCCCAGCUGCAGGUCACUACCUUGGUCUGGAGAGCCACAGUGAAAACGCCCUGCUCAUCAACAAGCUGUCCGACCUUACUGACAGAGAUUCAGGUGUAGACAACUCUUUAUCUGCUCAGACCAGGAAGUCCCAGUAUGAGCCUUUAGAUUUGUCUGUCAGGCCAGAGUCUGUCAUGUCUCAUUCAGCCUUGUCUCCUGCUGUACUGGUACAGAUGUCUGGUGUUUUCAGUAAUGGACUCUCCUCCUCCAUUACCCGCCGGCUACAAGGUUACUCUAAUGCUGCAGCUGAAGUCAGUGUGAAACCCGCAUAUCAGUGUGACCUUUUGGUGCAGGGAACAAAAGAAGAGAUGAACCCACAGAAUGCAGGUUCCACAGGGCAUGAUGGUGAGACUGAAUUUGAGAAAUCCGAGCAAGGGGGAGAGGAUGAAAAUGACGAUGCUGCCAAGUGGAAGUUGCUGAAAAAUAAUGUCCUGAAGCCAGAGGAGCUGGUACAGGCCAAUGAUGAUUUCCAGGGUCCUGGUGAGAAGAAGCAUGACAAGCUGGGACCUUGGAGCAGAGCUGUGGCUGAAUCUCCCAUCUCCUCUCUGGAGAACUUGACUCCAGGACAGGCCGAUCAACUCCAUCACCAAGGUGGCCUACUCUCCUUCCUCAGAUCCCAGGGGAACCUGAGCAGCACACCUGCCAGCGCACACAAAGCCAGUCUGAAUGGUGGUGAGGACAUGGAGAAAGAUGUUGCAUCAGCUCGGAAGCCAUUCCAGUGUAGGUACUGCCCCUACAGCGCCUCCCAGAAGGGCAACCUGAAGACUCAUGUCCUCUGUGUCCACCGCAAACCCUUUGACAACAGUCUCUACCCCGACCGCCGCCUCCGACGCUCACACGCGUCCCAGAGGCCCUCCAGAUUGCCUCAGAGCAUCACGGGAGAUAAUCAUGCGUCAGGAAGAGACCAGAACGGCAUGACAUCACUCUGUGGGACUUGAUGUUGUCAUGGCAACAGCAGAUACAGACAGUUAUUAUUGUUUUAGCUUCACCUCAAAGGGGUUAGGAUGACUGAGAUUGUUAAAAAAAAAAAAAAAAUUAACAGCCAACCUUGAUGUACAUUCCAGUGUUUACUUGAAGAGCCACAGUACGUAUUUAUCUGUAGCAACGACGCUGCCUAUAAUAAUAAAGUCCAUUGUGAUGUGAAAGUG
Scatophagus argus is the source of this 4015-nucleotide messenger RNA. RefSeq lists its product as uncharacterized. Gene Ontology annotation, biological process: regulation of DNA-templated transcription. The transcript is spliced from 5 exons. NCBI's taxonomy places the organism in Eukaryota, Metazoa, Chordata, Actinopteri, Scatophagidae. Gene Ontology annotation, molecular function: DNA-binding transcription factor activity, RNA polymerase II-specific; RNA polymerase II cis-regulatory region sequence-specific DNA binding. The coding region runs from base 1004 to 3805 and encodes 933 amino acids. The record is from RefSeq and is a predicted model, not a curated record. Gene Ontology annotation, cellular component: nucleus.